GCGCUCUUCGAGGACGACGACUCAAUGGCGCCCAAGUGGACUCCCGAGCGGGACCAACACCUCUUGCUACUGAUCAUCGGGAGCAUCAAGAUCAACUUUCAGGAAGUUGCCGACAACUGGACUGCCACUUUCCCGAAUGAGUCCUUUCACCCAACCAAGAAGGCUAUCGAAGAGCAUGUGGCCAAGCUGAAGCGCGACAUGAAGAUGCCUACUGUCAGUACCGGUACCGGCAGCGCCUUCUCAACUCCAAAGUCCGCCGUCAAGCGCACCCCAGCUAGCAAGCGUGUCUCUGCUAUCAAGAUGUCUGCCAGCGGAAAGAAGCGCAACUUCACUUCGAUGUCCGAUGAGGACGGGGACGAUGAUGAGGGACUCAACAUGAGCACCCCUUUGCCCAAGCGCCAGAUGACCAGCCGCCGCUCGAAGUCAGUCACUGGCAAGUACGCCGAUCCGGGCAGUUCUGAGGACGAGGACGAGGACGUUGCAACGAAGGAGGAAGAGUCCGACGAUGGCCUCGAAGCCGCCUUCGCUUCGGUCAAGGCUGCUACGACCGGUGCUUCUCCCGGAGGACUCAACGGCUCUGGUAAUCACGAACCAAAGUCUCGCAAUGACAGUGUCGUCGCCGCGCGUCGCAGCCCUUCGAAGAGCAAGCGUGUGUCUCUCGAUGAGCAGUCGGACGUGAGCGAGUUUGAUCCUUUGGCUUGA
Cercospora beticola is the source of this 702-nucleotide messenger RNA. RefSeq lists its product as uncharacterized. Lineage: Eukaryota; Fungi; Ascomycota; Dothideomycetes; Mycosphaerellales; Mycosphaerellaceae. The record is from RefSeq and is a predicted model, not a curated record.